CUCCGCAGCUACCGGAGACUGGCCUUGAAGAGCCAUCCUUUAAAAUGCAAGGAGCCCUGGGCGCCCAAGAGGUUCAGGGAGCUGGCGGAGGCCUACGAUGUGCUCAGCGACCCCAUGAAGAAAGGCAUCUACGACAAGUUUGGAGAAGAGGGGCUCAAAGGUGGCAUCCCCUUGGAGUUUGGUGGUGAUAACCCCUGGUCCGUUGGCUACGUGUUUCACAACAACCCUCACAAAGUCUUCAAGGAGUUCUUUGGUGGAGACAACCCCUUUGCGGAGUUCUUUGCCGAGGAUGGCUCGGAGUUGAUCCUGCCCUUCGGCGGGCUGCAGGGGCGAGGAGCGCUGAAGCAAGACCCCCCGAUCGUGCGGGACCUCUACCUCUCCCUUGAAGACCUGUUCUAUGGCUGCACCAAGAAGAUUAAGAUCUCCCGCAGGGUGAUGAAUGAAGACGGUCAAACCAGCACCAUCCGAGAUAAGAUCCUAACAAUCGACGUGCAGCCGGGGUGGAAGCAGGGCACCAGGAUCACCUUUGAGAAGGAAGGAGACCAGGGUCCGAACAUCAUUCCUUCUGACAUCACCUUUGUUGUCCAAGAGAAACUCCACCCAAGGUUUAAAAGAGCCAACGAUAACCUCAUUCAUGUUGCCACCAUCCCCUUGGGAAAGGCGCUGGUGGGCUGCUCGGUGGAGGUGAGGACGCUGGACGGGCGGCUGCUGAACAUCCCCAUCAAUGACAUCGUGGACCCCAAGUACUGCAAAGUGGUGCCAGGGGAGGGGAUGCCGCUGCCCCAGGACCCCCGGCGCCAGGGUGACCUCCUCAUCUAUUUCAACAUCUGCUUUCCCAAGAAGCUCACGCCUGACAAGAAAAAGCUCUUGAGAAGCGCCCUUCUGUCCUAG
This is a messenger RNA of Merops nubicus (carmine bee-eater), 891 nucleotides long. RefSeq names its product DnaJ (Hsp40) homolog, subfamily B, member 13 (gene DNAJB13). The record is from RefSeq and is a predicted model, not a curated record. NCBI's taxonomy places the organism in Eukaryota, Metazoa, Chordata, Aves, Coraciiformes, Meropidae. Gene Ontology annotation, molecular function: protein-folding chaperone binding. The annotation marks the transcript as partial. Gene Ontology annotation, cellular component: cytosol. The transcript has 7 exons.